This is a messenger RNA of Erythranthe guttata (spotted monkey flower), 1592 nucleotides long. RefSeq names its product BTB/POZ domain-containing protein. Lineage: Eukaryota; Viridiplantae; Streptophyta; Magnoliopsida; Lamiales; Phrymaceae. The record is from RefSeq and is a predicted model, not a curated record.
UGAUGAUGCAAUAUGCUUUCACACUGCAACCUAACCAUGGAAGGAAGACGAAGAAAUCCCCAAUUGCAGAAACUAAAGACAAGGCAUAGUAAUACCCAAAAGCUUCAAUACUUAGUCCGAAAUUAAUUGGUAGAUGGAAUUAUCAGAUAACGAAUCAAAGGAGCCACUCAAGAUUGGUGAUAGAUCAACCAGUGAUGUUGUUGUUAGGAUUAGAACGCACGAAGGCCGUGAUGAAUGGAUUUACUGCCAUUCCCAUAUUAUCGUAAAGAAAAGCAAGUAUUUCGCCGAUCGAUUAUCCGAAAAUUGGCCGACGUGCCAGAUUCUUGAUUCGCGUAACUGUGUGGAAGUUCACUGUGAAGAACGUGACUUUGACUAUCAGAUUACAGUUCUUAGAUUCUUCUACGCCCAAUCAGACGUGACAGUGACUGAUUUGUGCAAUGUGGCAAAUGCUAUUGGCAUUUUAAGAGUAGCUUUCGAACUUGGAUGCCCGCAAAUUAUUUCCACCUGUGUCGGUUAUUUGGAAGCUGUUCCUUGGGAAGAAUCCGAGGAGGAAGAAAUAUUGAAGACGAUACCGAAAAUGGGUUCACAAGCAGAGCAAGUACUCGCUCGUCUACAGCCGGUCAACCGUGGGACCGUCGUCAAGAUUUUUGUGUCAGCCAUCAGAUUCGCCACGUCAUCGCCCGAGUGUGAAAUGAAGGAUCUGAAAACCUCUGCUCAGGAGCAGAUCGAGUAUAUGCUGACUGAGGACGACGAUGCCCCUCUGUUGACCGCGGAUGAUGAAGUCAAAUCCGAAGUAAGGGAUUGUGUGAAUGGAUUGUUGGCUAGGUUUGUGAACGUUCUUGAAUCAGUUGACGAAGAAAUGAAAAUGGGCUUGUUCGAGGCGCAUUUGAGUGAUUUAUCGUGGGCUUUUCAGAUAGUGGCGAAAUUGGAAAUAUGGGGUGAUUUUGUUGACACAUGGGUGGAGGCUUCGGCGAAGAUAGUGAGAGUUGCUGAGGUGGCGUUUUUAUUAACUGGGGUGGCGAAGUUGAAAGUUCUUGAGGUGACUGCUAAAGUAUUGGAAACGGUGGCUUAUGGGAGUGUUGUUUUGCCUAGUGUCAAACGGCUCCACUUAGUUAAAGUGUGGCUUGCGUUUGUGAGGCUCGUUAAGUCUUCGGUUGAUGACUCUGUGGCGGUUUCCGAUGAUUCCGUGGUGGUUUCCGACGAUGAUAAUGGUGGUGGUGGCGGAGAUGUGGCGGUGAAAUCGGAUGAUGAGGUGUGGCAAACAUUGGAAGGGGCGUUUGUUUUGAUGAUUCUUGCAUUGCCUUCGUCGGACCAAGCGGAGAUUUUGACGGAGUGGUUGGAGAAUAAACAGAUUAGGUAUCCAGAUUUGACGGAGGCGUUUGAAGUGUGGUGUUAUAGGUCCAAAGUUGCUAAGCGAAGGCUGGGUCUUUUGGACGGUGACAGUCGGAAAACUAACGGAGUGUGAAUUUGAAUUGUUCGGUGGCAUUUUUUUGUGCCUAUUGAAACUAAACUGUAUUAUGUUUUUUUGUAUCGGUAUUAUAGUUUGUAAAAUGUAUUUACUAAUUUUGAUAUAUAUAUAUAUGUUUCGUAUA